AUUGACAGGUGGAAAGGCAGGAAGGGGGACUCAAUUCCCCAAAGCCGCACCUUCCGAGUCCCGCGUGCGGAGAGCUGCUUGCUCUCCUCUCCUCCUCCUCUCCUCCUCAUCCACUCUCCUUCGUCCCCUCCUCCCCUUCCCACCUUCCCAGUAUUCCCGCCCCUAAGCGGUGAUACGAACUCGUAGUGGCGUCCAGUAUCCAAUGGUGGACCCUCCGAUGUCCCAGAGUAGUGACCCAGUAUCCCAUCCGAUGGAUGAACGGAAAGUAAACGAAGUGCCCCGCGGAGUUGGCCUAUUUAUUGGGCGGAUUGCCCGGCGGUUGGAGGCUUUCUUUCUCAUCGACAUCAACAUCAGUUUCAUCUUCUACCAAGAGUCUCCUGCAUUCCGCAUCCGUGCUCAAUCCUCGACUUCUCAUCUCUCGCAAUCAAUUCAAUCUCUCUCUACUUCCACUUAAACACUCAAAAUGGUAUUUAUGCGCUCUUUUUCCCGCCAACUACGGCGGCCUGCCACCUCGCUCCUGUCCGCCAAAGGCUCAUCCCUGAGGCCGACUGGAAGUCCUUUCCAGGCGCUCCCCGGGGUCAAUUCUGUUGCUGGUGCACGAACGCUAACCGCCUCUGCGAGCUUACAGGGUAAAGUUCUUAUGGUCCUUUAUGACGGCGGUGAACACGCCAAACAGCAGCCUGGUUUGCUGGGAACCACCGAGAAUGAGCUUGGUCUGAGGAAGUGGCUGGAGGACCAGGGCCACACCUUGGUCACCACUUCCGACAAGGAGGGCGAGAACUCGACCUUCGACAAGGAGCUGGUCGACGCCGAAGUCAUCAUCACCACUCCCUUCCACCCCGGUUACCUGACCGCUGAGCGUCUGGCUAAGGCCAAGAACCUGAAGAUUGCCGUCACUGCCGGUGUUGGCUCCGACCAUGUCGACCUGAACGCUGCCAACAAGACCAACGGCGGUAUCACCGUUGCCGAGGUCACCGGCUGCAACGUCGUCUCCGUUGCGGAGCACGUUGUCAUGACCAUCCUCACUCUGGUCCGCAACUUCGUUCCCGCCCACGAGCAGAUCGCCCGCGGCGAGUGGGACGUUGCUGCCGUUGCCAAGAACGAGUAUGACCUGGAGAACAAGGUUGUCGGAACCGUCGCCGUCGGCCGCAUUGGCGAGCGUGUCCUGCGUCGUCUGAAGCCCUUCGACUGCAAGGAGCUGCUCUACUACGACUACCAGCCCCUGAGCCCCGAGGUCGAGAAGGAGAUCGGCUGUCGCCGUGUCGAUGACCUCGAGGAGAUGCUCGCUCAGUGUGACAUUGUCACCAUCAACUGCCCCUUGCACGAGAAGACCCGUGGUUUGUUCAACAAGGACCUCAUCUCCAAGAUGAAGAAGGGCUCUUGGCUCAUCAACACCGCUCGUGGUGCCAUUGUCGUCAAGGAGGACGUUGCCGAUGCCGUCAAGUCCGGUCACUUGCGCGGCUACGGAGGUGACGUCUGGUUCCCCCAGCCCGCUCCUCAGGACCACCCUCUCCGCUACGCCCAGCACCCGUGGGGCGGCGGCAACGCCAUGGUGCCUCACAUGUCCGGUACCUCGAUCGACGCCCAGAUCCGUUACGCCAACGGUACCAAGGCCAUCCUCGAGAGCUACUUCACCGGUCGUCACGACUACAGACUCGAGGACCUCAUCGUCAAGGACGGUGACUACGUCACCAAGGCUUACGGCCAGCGCAACAAGGCUUAGGCUUUUCGGUCGGACACGAUUGAAUGAUGUUUUUACUUUCUUUUUUGGCGCUUGUUUCAUUGUCUGGGGACCAUUUCAAAGGGAAAAGGCAUUCCACAGUUGAUCAUUUAUGAUACCUGACAAAUUUACGAAUUUACAAAUAAAAG
Aspergillus melleus is the source of this 1869-nucleotide messenger RNA. RefSeq names its product formate dehydrogenase (NAD+) FDH1 (gene fdh). The transcript has 4 exons. NCBI's taxonomy places the organism in Eukaryota, Fungi, Ascomycota, Eurotiomycetes, Eurotiales, Aspergillaceae. The record is from RefSeq and is a predicted model, not a curated record. Gene Ontology annotation, cellular component: cytosol. Bases 464 to 1723 code for a protein of 419 amino acids. Gene Ontology annotation, molecular function: NAD binding; oxidoreductase activity, acting on the CH-OH group of donors, NAD or NADP as acceptor; formate dehydrogenase (NAD+) activity.